AAAAUCUCUUUCUUGAUCUCUCUCUGAACCCAACAAUGGCACCAGGCAUAUCAAGAGUUGAUAGAAUUAGUGCAUUACCGGAUCCGAUUCUUGUUCACAUCCUUUCUUUUCUGGAAUCUAAAAUGGUUGCAGCAACAAGCAUUCUCUCGAGCAGGUGGAGGGAUCUGUGGCACUCAGUUCCCACAGUGGACCUCGAUGACGCACUCUUCCCGGAUGAGGAAGAACUGUUUGUUCGCUUCGCAUACGCAGUUAUACUCUCGCGAGAUGUGACGCAACCCAUUCUCAAUUUCCGCCUCAAAUCUGAGUAUUCUUUAAGUGCUCAAUGUGAUGUAGAAUUGUGGCUCAACACCGCCAUACAGCGUCAAGUUGGGAGGAUUGAGCUGUCACCGCCCAUUUAUUCUGAUAUAAAGUUGCCGAUUGGAAUUCUGACAUGUUCAACCCUUGUUGUUCUCAAGUUGGCAAACUUAACAGUGGACCGUAUUUCAACAGUACAGUUACCGGCUCUUCAAACUUUGUAUAUGGAUGGGGUUGAAUUUGCAAAACGUGAAUAUGUUGAUAUGAUUCUCUCAGGAUGCCCAAAUAUUGAGGACUUGCAAAUUGAAUCUCUCGAUUUGUAUCUAAACUUCAGACCUCUUGACAUCACUUUCGGCAAUCUAAUUCACGUGCAGUUCUCUGUGUAUGAUUGUAGAUGGUGGUUGCUACUUAGACUGCUCAACUCCUGUCCCUUGCUUCAAAUUCUUGAACUGAGAAAGGAGAAGAAGAUAUCGGCAAGUUUGUCGGAUCGACUAAGUCGGCAUUACCCGAAAACCGUUCCCGGAUGCCUUUCAUCGCACCUAAGAGCCUGCACUAUAGACAAUUUUCAUGGUGCUGAUGUUGAUAUUCAAUUUGCAAUAUAUAUUCUGCAGAAUGCAAGUGUGUUAAAGAAGAUGACCAUAUGUUGCUCGAGUUCCUCAAGAAAAGAAAAUAGGUUUGAAAUUUUAAAAAAGAUAUCUAAGGUUGCUAGGAUCUCUACAACUUGUGAACUCUUGUUUGAAUGAUAUUAUAGUCUCUUCAGCUUGUUAGUGUUUUAUUUAGCUUUUACUUGCUACCUGCGUUGCUGUUUGUUUUGGAAGACAUAUAAUUAGGGUGGAAUAAAUGUCAUGCUUGUUUCUAGUUUUUAUUCUAGUUGAUGAAUGGCUAAAUAUUUAUAUAAUUAUAUAAUAUAUAGUUAU
Molecule: messenger RNA, 1211 nt
Organism: Arachis stenosperma
Lineage: Eukaryota; Viridiplantae; Streptophyta; Magnoliopsida; Fabales; Fabaceae
Product: F-box/FBD/LRR-repeat protein At1g16930-like
Exons: 2
Coding region: 36-1037 (333 amino acids)
Molecular function (GO): protein binding
Source: RefSeq, a predicted model, not a curated record